UGGUGUUCCGGGUUUCCAUGUCUUUUGUCCCCGGAACUCGCUCUCGCUCCUGGGUGUCCAGCAGGGUUUUCUAUUCGCAUCUGGAUCCCAGCACCACUAGCAAACUGUCCAGGGUCCCGUCCUACAGAAACCACGUUCUCCUCAAGUCUGGAAACGGGAGCGAGAAGCGUCGCCUACUUUCCCCCCGUGGCUUAUACCUUUCGUCGAAGUUGUGAAGCUCAAGUCUGAUACAGAGAGUUGAUUUUUUUCGUUGCCUGCAGUGAAAAAAGUUUUCACAUGUUGUGAGAACUGCUCUUCUGUCGCUUGUUCGCGUUUUUCGUCCGCUCGCUCCGGAACUCGACGCAUAUGUUGCGCAUCCGCGCCGGUGAACGCACGACGUUGGCGCACACUUUGACGCUCGUUUGCGCUUAGUUCUUACGGGCAGUUACCGAACCGUGAAUGAAGUUUCUGUUUCAUGAAACUCAGCGCGCGGCUCGACGAAACUUUGCCCUAGCGUCCACGCACCUGAGCGGCCGCUUUUACGUGUACUUUUUACCUUUGUGCUGUAGUUUUUUUUAGUUCUUACGCUCUUAAGUGACACAGAAUGAAGACGCUGCUGGUUGUGUGUGUAGCCUGCACGCUGGUUGCGUUGUCCGUUUCGGCGACCGCGGAGCAAAGGUUGAAAAACUGCAACGAAGUUCGAGCAGCCUACAGCUCCAAAGGCUUCAACGUGAACGACGUCCCCAACAAAGGAGUCAACGGAGCCUCUUUGAAAGUGUGUCCGCAAGGUUUCUCCUGCUGCACAGCGGAGAUGGAGGAGAAGCUGAGCCAGCAGAGCCACUCGGACAUGAAGGCCCCCGUCUCCAGGCUUAGCGCCAGCCUACAAGCCAACUUCAAACAGAAGCAUGAAAACUUUGACAGGUUUUUUCGGGAGCUUUUGAAAAACGCAGAGGUCUCCCUGCACAACAUGUUUGUGCGAACGUACGGCAUGAUGUACGUGCAGAACGCCGAGCUCUUCAAGAACUUCUUCGAGGCCCUGAACCGAUACUACGUGUCCGGCAGCGCCGCGGUCAACCUGGACUCCAUGCUGUCGGACUUCUGGGCCGACCUGCUGGAGAGGAUGUUUCGGCUCGUCAACGUGCAGUACGAGUUCAGCGACUCGUACAUGGAGUGCGUCAGUCGACACACGGAGCAGCUGCAGCCCUUCGGCGACGUGCCCCGCAAGCUGCGGCUCCAGCUCACGCGGGCCUUCAUUGCGGCGCGGACCUUUGUGCGUGGCCUAGCGCUGAUGCCAGAGGUCGUCAAUAAAGUGAACACGGUCAGUGCAUCUCCCAGCUGUGUGCGCGCCGUUAUGAAGAUGAUGUACUGUCCCUACUGCUCGGGCCAAGUGGCCCUGAAGCCCUGCCAGAACUACUGUCUGAAUGUGAUGCGUGGGUGCUUGGCCAACCAGGCGGACUUGGACACGGAGUGGAACAACUUCCUUGAUGCUAUGCUCAGUCUAGUUGAGAGACUGGAAGGUCCUUUCAAUUUUGAGUCGGUCAUGGAUCCCAUUGACGUUAAGAUAUCCGACGCCAUCAUGAACAUGCAGGAGACCAGCAUGCAAGUGUCACAAAAAGUUUUCCAGGGUUGUGGUCAGCCUAAGCCAAGCAUGGCCUUCCGCUCCAAACGUUCUGUCAAGGAAACUGGCUUCACCGGGCGCUUCCGACCCUACAGCCCCGACGCUAGGCCCACCACUGCUGCUGGGACCAGCUUAGAUCGAUUGACAAAUGACGUGAAGAAGAAGCUGAAACACGCAAAGAAGUUCUGGUCCACAUUGCCUGAUACUGUGUGCGCAGGUGAAAGGAUUGCACCUGGGGAUGAAUGCUGGAAUGGAACAGCAAAAAGCAGGUACGAGUCAGUUGUCAUUGGCAAUGGAUUGGCCAAUCAGGUCUCCAAUCCUGACGUGGAUGUGGACAUCACAAAGCCAGACAUCGUGAUUCGCAGUCAGAUUGCAGUUUUGAAAGAGAUGACGAGCCGACUUAAAGCUGCACACAGUGGCAAUGACAUCUCUACUGGUGAUGAUGAAGUGGAGGAAAGCAGCGGAGAGGAGAGUGGCAGCGGGUGUGAUUCUCCAUCUUGCAACACAGACCGAGACAUCUACUUCUCCACUCCAUCGAGCACUCGGGUCAAAGGAGUGCCUCCAGAUUCUGCUGGCAUUGCGAAACAGGGGAGCAUGGCGCUGGCGCUCUGCGGGCUUGUCUUGGCCCUGCUUGCUCCCCACUUGAGAUAAAACUAACUGGGCAGCGAGAGGAAAAGAAUGACCAUGAAUAACGAAGUGAGGACAACUGUCAGAGACUUUAAAAAGACUGCCUUCAGGACCUUGGUCUGUCCGCUACUGGGGGAAGACGCUUCCUAAUAUUACAAUUACUUCACUUUUAUUUGUGUGUUUAUUUUUAAGGUCAUCAAUGUACAGCAAUAUGAUUCUCUUCCCAAGAAGUCUUUUUUUCCUUUUCUCCCCCAGACAAACCUUUAAUCCAUGAGGCUCCUUUUGGAGCUUCUAAGUGGUUCUGUUUGCAGCAUUACAGACAUAAUAUAAUUGUCCUAUUCUGGCAAUUUAUCUCAUAAUUCAUGUAUGAUCUUCCUGAAUGCUGCCAUCUAGUAACUGAAUUGUAAGCGGGACGUAUUGGUAGAGCAUUGAGUGCCUGUGGUGGGACACAUAGUCAUAUUUCCAAUGAAAUCAACCAGUCAUGUUGUUGUGAAUGUUCAAAGUUCAUAACCAUUUUGCAUAUUAUGAAUGUGCAUACUGUGAAUGUUUGUUUGUCUAAUGUGCAUUUAUAAAAUUUCAUACAUCAGCCAGUCAGAAAUUAUGAAGCUAGGUGUUGAUCACAAGCAAGGAAUAGUUAGAGCUGCACUCACUGUACUUUGGAGAGACAUUAACACCUUCUCGGAGCAGCAGAAAUGGCUCAGAAAUAUAGUGAGAAAGGUUACAGCACAGGUAUUAAUGUAGGAUCCAAAGAUGGAAUGGAAGAACUUUUGGGACUUAUUGUGAGCCUAGACAUGCAUAUUGUAUGUCUGCUAUAAGAAUGAUCACAACAUACUUUUUUUUUCAAAUUUAUUCGCUCCGCUUUAAUGCUUCAAAAGUAUGAUCAUACCUCGUGUGGCUUCAGCAUCGAUGCAAUGUCGUCAUGCCGAGUUGAAAGUGUCUGAGAGUUGAGAUACGUGGCUGGCGUUGUAGAGAAAGGUAACUAGCGUGGAAGGAGGAGGAGGACUCCCCUGGCAUGACCCCUGGAGAAGGCAAAGCUGACAGGUCCUGAAAGGCCCUUUUACUGUAAGCUCAGUUCAGCUCAGAGGAUCUGACUCUACAGUCUUACUGUUUGAUAAGUGCCGUGGUGAAUCAUGCGUUCAGAGUUUCACAUCGAACUAGAGAAGAGGAACAAACAACAGUGCUUUGAUCAAAUUAAAUCAGAAGUUUAUUUUAAUACAGGGUUUUAUGUUGAAGAGGUGUUUUAGCUAUUUUGGUAUGAAGAUAUAUAUUAGGUACUACAGUGGAUUUAUCUGCUAGUUUUAGGUGGUGGAGAGGACAGUGUGCACAGAACAUGGGGUCACUUUUUGUCAGUGGUCUGGGGGCUGUGUUGAAACCUUUUUAUUAUUAUUGCUUUGCUCACAUCUCCCCAUUACCAGAAUACACAUUUGUACCUCUCAAAUGUCCUGUGUCAGUAUAAAUGGACUCAUCCUGAUCUGUUAAAUCUACCUAUCCUCAUUUCAUCUUUUUGACUUGAGGUGGAAUGUUGAAGUAUUUUUUAUAAGUGCUACCAAAAUGGAUACAAUGAACGGUGCCUGAUUUUUUUUUAUAACCUUGGUACAAGAUUAGCAGAAAAAUAUAAAUGUUUACUUUGUAUGUAUCUGCUCAACUUCCCCAAUAGUGAGUAGAUUGUUACCAUCAAAUACAAUAGUGAAUUUUCUGUAUCUUUUUUUAUUUGUUAAUUGGGUCUGUUGCAUUUCCUGGGUAUUUUAUCUGUAAAAUGAUGCUGCCUAACCUUCACACAGUAACUUAUGUAUGUAUUUAAAUGUCAGUGCAAACAUGCCUAUACACUAUCCUAACGACAGUAUUCAGGUUUUAGAUGUGGAAAUAUUGAUUUUCAGACAUUUUAAGAUUUGGGAGCUUUUCACAUCUGGCUUUAGAGAAGUCAAAUGUUAAAUACAAUGAGACAUCUAGUUUAAUUUUGAGAUUUACAUCAGUUUACAAUCAACCUGUCAAACCUUUUACAAAAUGAAAAUGUCCCUGAUUAACAGACUUGUAACAAAGGAAAUCACUAUUUGAACAAUUUGCUAAAACAUCUAUGCAACCUGUAUAAAAUACUGACAGCUUCAGGGCUUCAGCAUCUUCAUUUGGCAUGACAUCUGCAUGUAACAGGUUCCCUUCUCAUUUCCAUUCCACCAACAUUUCUGAUGGUUUUGUGCAUGUGGUUGUGUGGAGUGUGAAGAACCCAGACUAUCUGAAAGUCUGAGGAAAAAAGUUUUGGGUGACGAUGGUAAAUGUCUGUGCUUGCGGGCCAGGGCAGCAACAUUUUCCAACUGGCAGAAGUUGAUCCAACUGCUGGGUUGCUCAUGUGAUUCAUAAGACAACUUCAGUCUAGUGACUUUAAAGUAGAGUUCAGAGAGAUGUUGAAACCUUUCCAUCUGCCUUUGGCCCCCAAGAACAGAAAGAACUCACUUUCUAAGGAGAGAGUGAGUGACUUGACUGAAAAGAAUAAAUGUGUAAAUAAAGAGCAGCCGUUUUUAGAUGUCUCUAAAAGAGGCCAUAACAGUACACCAGAUUUUUACUUGUCAGAGUUAUCUCCUAAAUGUUAUGAAAAAACUGAGAUGAGAUAGAUGUUAAAUUGUAAGAGAAAGUGUAUAUUAAACAUUUCUUAGUCUUGUUGAAUUAAAGACUGUUGAUAUUUAAA
Molecule: messenger RNA, 4904 nt
Organism: Betta splendens (Siamese fighting fish)
Lineage: Eukaryota; Metazoa; Chordata; Actinopteri; Anabantiformes; Osphronemidae
Gene: gpc4
Product: glypican 4
Exons: 9
Coding region: 584-2248 (554 amino acids)
Biological process (GO): regulation of signal transduction; regulation of protein localization to membrane; cell migration
Cellular component (GO): plasma membrane; synapse; extracellular region
Source: RefSeq, a predicted model, not a curated record